UGCAAUCCAUUAGCAACAAUAGUAUGAUGGAGCCGGUCUCUGCGGGUAGCGCCAUCGUUACACGGCAACGUCACCUUUAGCAUUUCGUUAGCUGAAUGCCAUUAGCAGCAGAUGGCGCAACUCGCGAAUCUACAAAAUGCAAUGAAACGUGCAGAACUCACAAGUCUCAAAUUUCAACUAGUAUCGUUCGUAAUAACUCGUAUAAUUUUCAAUAGAAUAGUUGUCGAUGACUAACACUACGUCAUGCUCUUCCGGCAGCGUUUGCAUAUCGGAGUAAAUUUUAGAGAUCAUUGAAGUGUUUAUAAAGACGUCUUCGAGUGAAGCCGUACUCGUAUGUCACGCAUCAACAACAGAAUUAAACGUCAAAAACAAGUGCACAAUAACGUUAAAUUAACAUCAGCAAUAGCAGCAGCAAUCGUCGCUUAUCCCCUCCGUUCCGUUAAUCAAUCCGCUACGCUAAUCAACUGGCCUAAUCCGGGUUUUAGAAGAUAUAGACGAGGGAUGUGGCAGGCCGGGAAUGGCGUUAGUGGCGGCCUCCAAGCGGCGGAACUCCAUGGGAGCCGGCAGCUUUGGAGAGCAACCCUUCGUCAGUGACUCCGGACAGCGCCAGGAGCGGGCGAGCCCGUCUUCUCCGCGGCGCUCGCGUUAAAAAGGAAAGCGUGCGUGCCUCCUCCACCUCUCAACCUUUUCAUUAGUGCCCUCAAGUGUGCGUAUCGUUUGCUAGCGGCCAAAGAAAGGAGAGUGGUGAACAGAAAGAGAUUCAUUAAGCGAGUGAGUGAGAGUGAUAGAGCGAGAGAGCUCGAGGGCGAAGGGGGGUCGAGUUCGAGCAAGAGCAGGAGAGGAGGCACUCUCCCGAGUCCUUAUGCGCGUCCGCCGGUUUACGCACAAACUAGCACACGCAGGCGUUUCCUCCUUGUAAGGAAACACGCAGGAUCUAGUGUUUCGCUUUCGUGCGCUAAUACUUAGAGGCCCUCUUGGGGGAGGCGUACAAGCUUCAAGCUGUGUGCGUUUUAUCCUAUUCGAGCUGCGGGAAAUUACAUCGGAGCCGGAAUUCGGGUGCUUGGAACCCGUCCGAGGAAUCGAUGUCUAAGCUGUGAGUAAACGAGGAUCAUGGCCGAGGAGCUGUUGGUUACAUUGAACCGCAGUGACUCUACGGGCUUCGGCUUUUCGCUGCUCGGCACCGCCAGUCUGCCGCACGUCAUCUAUGAUAUCGUCGAGAACUCGCCCGCGGCCGAAAGCGGGAAGGUCGAAGCUGGAGAUGUUAUAAUAAAGAUAAACGACGUCGAUGUUAAUCGUUUGAGUACUAAGGAAGUUUUAAAAUGUCUCCGGCUCUCGUCCGACCCUGUCAUCUUAAAGUUGCGGAGGGAUCCCGACAUAAAAGCUCACGUGCGGCGAUUACUUUCACCGGCAGAAACAGUGAGCAAAGAUUCCGAAAAACGAGAACAGCGAUCCCUUGAUAUCUUACAUAGGAAAUCGUCACCUACCUCACCAGAGUCUGUAGUCGAUCCAUCCCAGCAACAACUAAAGACGAAUUAUUCUUCUCACUCACGUAGCAAUGGUUCAUGUAGCGAUCCUUCAGGCUCAUCCGAUCUUGAGGUCCUUAUACCUCAUCAAUUUGAUAGCUUCAAGGAAGAAGAGCGCAUGCAGUGGGAACCAUUGGCUGCUGAUAUGUUUACCAAACAAAAGAAUCCGCCCAGGUUUGAGGCGUACAUGAUGACGGGUGACUUAAUGCUGAACCUUUCACGCACUCAACAAAGCAGUGGUUUUCUACCGAAGCACCAAAAAAAGGUUGAUUCAUUGAGGUACAACAACCACCACACUCAUCAUCAUCAUCAUCAUAAUCACCACAAUAAUCAUCACUACCAUAACUCGUUACCCACAAGUCCCAACGAAACAAUGGGUCAUCGUCGUACCGGAAACUCGAGCUCAGUUAACAGUUCACCUGUAGGGUUAAGCAAGCGUGAGGCCUCCGAUAUGGCUUCAGGCCAGGCUCAAGUUGGUACUCAAUCCAUGGGCUAUACCUCCAAUUUCGUGCGCACUUCCAGGUCUGAAGACCACCUACAAUUUCAAAAGGAUCCCUCGAUGUCUGCUGUAGACGUCGACAUUGAUGAUGAUGUGACCUCCUCACUUAAUACUCUUCUGGACACACGUGCUGAAAAUUGUGGCCCCGAAUUAUCGAACGAGCGCAUUGUCUGGACAUACAAUGCCCCCGUGAGCUCAGCCUCUGUGGGCUCCCACUCCUCUCAUUCCUCGGAUGCCGGCUCCCAAUCUUUUUGCCGCUCCUCCAGUUCAAGCUCCUCCACAGAGGGAACAAGUCCCCAGCGAUCUCUCUCGCCAGCCUCCCCAACCUCGGUUUCAUCAUCCGUCAUGUCCUCCAAUUCUGACUCCCGUAGGUUCCCUUUACCGGCCCAGUCAGCUCCAACGUACUCACAUCCGCCAGUCUUUCUGGCGACCAAUGGUGAUUUGAGCCAAUCCGAAGUCUUCAGCAAUAUGUCCAGUCCAGAUUAUAAUGACGAGGAGACGAUGGAUAUACUGAGCGCACGCGACAUCAUGAUGAUCAGCGAUCCAAGCGACAGUGACUCAACGAUACUAGCGAGCGAGCCACCACAACGACGAGUGAAACAGCGUGAUCAUCAGCAGCAACAACAACAGCAACAACAUCCGCAACAACAACAACAACCACAGCAACAUGUACAGCAACAAGAUGAACAGCACAGGAUAGUGAUUCAAGUAAAGGGCCCAGAAAAGGAUAUUGGAAGCUCAAGACACGCGAGUCCACGACAGCCUAGACGAAGACCAGUCAGUGUAAACUCUGACUCAGAGAGAAUGUUGCAAAAUUCGCCAAAUGGACAGCAAAGAAAUAAUGGCGUCAUGAUUGAGUAUCAGGGUUAUCAGGAACUCAGGGAUUUUGAAGACGAACGCGAACAAUAUAAUCUUUCUAAUUGCGAAGAUCAAAAACAGAGCGGAAUAUCGCCACCGCAUUCGGCUGACGAAGAGAGUGAUAUCGAAAGCUUACACAGUUUUCACUACAGUCCAAAGGCAGUUGAUUUACCUUCUGCUGUCAGAUUAGCUAAAAGAUUAUAUUCUCUUGAUGGUUUUAAGAAAUCAGACGUUUCGAGGCAUUUAAGUAAAAAUAACGAUUUUAGCAGAGCAGUUGCUGAAGAAUACUUGAGAUAUUUUAACUUUGAACGGGACACGCUGGACGUGGCUCUCAGAAAGUUCCUUGCUCAGUUUUCAUUGACCGGAGAAACGCAAGAACGAGAGCGCGUUCUUGUCCACUUCUCCAAGAGGUAUCUCGAUUGUAACCCUGGAUCCUUCAAUUCUCAAGAUGCUGUCCAUACGUUAACGUGUGCUAUAAUGUUGCUUAAUACCGAUCUUCAUGGUCAAAACAUUGGUAGAAAAAUGUCGUGUUCAGAGUUUAUAGAAAAUCUUUCAGAACUUAAUGAUGGCGAUAACUUUCCGCGAGAAGUAUUAAAGCAACUCUAUAAUGCGAUUAAAUCAUUUCCACUAGAAUGGGCGCUUGACGAAGAGGGUGACGAAGUUGCUUCUCAAGCAAUUCAACAAGGAGACAAUACAAUCAUAACUGGAACGGGAAAUCCAUUUCUUGAUGUGCCAAAUGUUACUGGUGCUACAGAAUUUAAAAAAGGUUACGUCAUGCGCAAGUGCUGUUACGAUGCCAAUGGAAAAAAGACUCCGUUUGGAAAAAGAGGAUGGAAAAUGUAUUAUUGUACAUUAAGAGAACUUGUAUUAUAUUUGCACAAAGAUGAACAUGGCUUCCGUAUUGACAAUUUGCAUAAUGCUAUUCGUAUUCAUCAUGCACUAGCAACGAAAGCGUCAGACUACACAAAGAAACAGCACGUUUUUCGAUUGCAAACUGCCGACCAAGCUGAAUAUCUUUUUCAAACUAGUGAUUCUAAAGAAUUACAGUCUUGGAUAGAUACAGUCAACUUUGUUUGUGCCAGUUUCUCCUGUCAGCCACUUGCCGGUGCAGUAGGUUCACAACGAAAGUUUCAACGGCCUUUGCUUCCAUGCAGUCAUACAAAAUUAAGUCCAAGAGAACAGCUUCGUGAUCAUGAGGAAAGAGUAAAUAAGUUAGAGAUUGAAUUAGACGAACAUAGACAUCAUCCACCAGAAAGGGGUGUUAAAGCUCUCGUGUUCCAAAAUUAUAAAGAAAAAGACGCGUAUUUACAUUAUGAGCUUAAAAGGUAUAAAACUUAUGCAUAUUUAUUACGAUCAAGGCUUGCAUAUUCAGAAAUUGAACCAUCCUUGGCAGAGAGCAGUAUUGGAGAAGUGGAUGAAAGUAAUAGUGCUUUUAUGAAUAUUGAUAUGGCACUAGUGCCACCUCCGGUUCCAGAUCGACCAGCCACAAAUAGGUAUAGUUACAGGGCUGCCAUUUAUAAUCGUAAUCUAUUAAAUGGUCAGGAUUAUAGUGGGGACAUUGGUUGACGUGUAAUGGGUGUCUUUAUAGCAUGUGUGGUCUAGUCUUUUAUACUUACGCAGUUGCUUAACCAGUAGCAGUUAUUUAAAAGAAAUCAUUUUCA
Molecule: messenger RNA, 4541 nt
Organism: Ceratosolen solmsi marchali
Lineage: Eukaryota; Metazoa; Arthropoda; Insecta; Hymenoptera; Agaonidae
Gene: Efa6
Product: Exchange factor for Arf 6
Exons: 13
Coding region: 1111-4446 (1111 amino acids)
Biological process (GO): regulation of ARF protein signal transduction
Molecular function (GO): protein binding; phospholipid binding; guanyl-nucleotide exchange factor activity
Source: RefSeq, a predicted model, not a curated record